Molecule: messenger RNA, 1064 nt
Organism: Gossypium raimondii (Peruvian cotton)
Lineage: Eukaryota; Viridiplantae; Streptophyta; Magnoliopsida; Malvales; Malvaceae
Exons: 2
Coding region: 44-868 (274 amino acids)
Source: RefSeq, a predicted model, not a curated record
AAUCAUAGGAUGUUCUUUUAGCAUUUUUUUGGUUUUAUAUUUUAUGAUGUUGAAUAAGAUAGCUGUGGCUUUCAACGAAGCAGCUGCACGGCUCUGUGAGAGCAGUGGUAGCGAGCACUCUUCCAAGGACUCCAUUGAUCUCUCAGAUCUCGUGAGUUCCUUUUUCGAUUGCCAAGUCGAAACUGAUGAAUCGCCGACGUCGUUUUGUCGAGAUCGAGACAAUUCCGACGGUUAUUUAUCGGAAUCCGAGACGAAACGAACGUUGUUGAGUUUGCUUGGCGGUGACGAUGACCGAGACGAGGAUGUGAAGCAAAUAGUCCGGGAAGAGACACAACGUGCAUGUGAGAUGAUGGUAGAGUUCGGUUUAUCCGAAGACUUUAAGCGGCAGUUGAUGUCUCAUCUGCGCCACAAGGGCUUUGAUGCUGGUCUUUGCAAAUCUCGAUGGGAGAAAUUAGGACGAAAUCUACUCUCUGGAAACUACGAAUACGUAGAUGUGAAUAUCAACGGAACUCGCUACAUUAUUGAAGUAAACCUAGCGGAGCAAUUCGAAAUAGCUCGACCAACAACUAGUUAUACUUCAUUACUAGAAGUUAUCCAACCGAUUUUCGUCGGUGAACCCAAAGUACUAAAGCGGGUCGUGAAGUUAAUGUGCAAUGCAAUGAAGAAUUCCAUGAAAAUCGGGGGGAUGCACUUGCCGCCGUGGCGGCGUAACGGAUACAUGCAAUCAAAGUGGUUCGCUCGUUAUAAGCGUACCGUCAAUGAAAUUCCCGUCCGCCCGACCAUAUCUUUCCGUUGCAAAGAUAAUUUUGGUAGCAAUGAUGGGUUCAAAGUUGGGUACUUAGCUGCCGCCUUGGACGGUACUAGCUAGGAUUACAUUUGUACAUAAAGAGAGUAAACUGGUUCAAUAAAGCUUUAUUAUCCUAAGAUGUGGGAGAAGUUAGAUAUAGAUUCUCUAUCAUUCUUUAACUGAAUUUGAGUUCGAGUUUAGUAUUUUAAGGUUUGAUUUGAAUAGUAAGUGUUUUUUUCUGUGAAUAAAAAACAUUACAAUGAACUAUUUAAAGGUA